This is a messenger RNA of Sinocyclocheilus anshuiensis, 1296 nucleotides long. RefSeq names its product ADP-ribosylation factor-like protein 3. Gene Ontology annotation, molecular function: GTP binding; GTPase activity. NCBI's taxonomy places the organism in Eukaryota, Metazoa, Chordata, Actinopteri, Cypriniformes, Cyprinidae. The transcript has 6 exons. The coding region runs from base 289 to 918 and encodes 209 amino acids. The record is from RefSeq and is a predicted model, not a curated record.
CCUUUUACAUAUUUGCUGUUUUCUGAAUUGUUUUGUGUUUCAUAAUUCUGUUAUUUGUAAAAGCUUAUAAUAGACUGUUUAAUUGUAGGUUCUAUUGUGACAACAUAUAGAGUGACAAAAUGAGUAGUAUGUUUUUCUUUGUGCAAUAACAACGGUAGAAAUGUUGUUAAUGCAGAAAUAGAAAUGCAGCUAUAAUGUAGUCAUAUCUGGAUUUAACGUAUACAGACACUGACUUUGAAACCUGACCGAACAGAGAAAUGUUAAAAAAAAAAUCGCGGUUCCUUUAAAAUGACGCCAACGAGCGGUGACGUCACUGAACGUCCCCUAGUAACCCUCGUCAGCGUCUCGGAAAAUACCGGGAGGAAGAUGGGUUUGUUGUCAAUCCUUAGAAAACUAAAGAGUGCCCCAGAGCAGGAGGUACGCAUUCUGCUUCUCGGAUUAGACAAUGGUGGAAAGACGACACUUCUCAAACAGCUUGCCUCUGAGGAUAUUAGUCACAUCACCCCGACACAGGGCUUUAACAUUAAGAGCGUGCAGUCUCAGGGCUUCAAACUGAAUGUCUGGGACAUUGGAGGCCAGAGGAAGAUAAGGCCGUACUGGAGAAACUACUGUGAAAAUACUGACGUGCUUAUUUAUGUCAUAGACAGUGCAGACAGGAAGCGGUUUGAGGAAACGGGACAGGAGUUGGCUGAGCUGCUGGAUGAGGAGAAACUUGGUGGCGUACCUGUUUUGACCUUUGCCAAUAAGCAAGACCUGCUGACUGCUGCUCCAGCCUCUGAGAUCGCAGAGGGACUGAACCUGCACACCAUUCGGGACCGCAUGUGGCAAAUUCAGUCCUGCUCUGCACUUACAGGAGAGGGGGUUCAGGAUGGCAUGAACUGGGUCUGCAAGAACAUUACUGCAAAGAAGAAGCAGUGAAUCGAGUGUAUUUUUCUACAGCCGUUCAGAGAAUGUGAAAAGCAAACUUUGUGGACUGUGGAUUCCCUACCAGCUCCUCCAGGUUAAAGGGAUAUGAGGAGGUUCAGAGAGGCUUUUUUUUUUUCCUCAUCUGAACCACCUCAGCCACUGCCUCAUUUCCUCAGCCAUCAACUCGGUCUGACUCACAUUUACUCCAUAAACACUGUGCAAUAGCAUUAUAUUCUGAAUGAAUUUGAUUUAUAAUGUACAAUCAACCACUGAAUUGAGUUUAAUAAGUGUUUUUUGCAUUAUUAUUAUUUAGUCUGUUUGAUUUUGGAAUCUAUUUCAAUACCUUGGCUUGGAUUUCUAUGAUUUAUUCCUUUGAAAUGUUUUAAAUUA